AUGCCGCCCCAGGAGGAGAUUGAAAGAAUCCAGUCCCAAGACAGCUACAUCAAUUACUAUAGCGUCCAAGUCGUGGCUCAGGCCUUAAACAAAGCGUAUUUGUCCACAUCAGCGCAGAUGCCAAUGGUGGAUGGAGGAGACAGGUUGGAACUUCUAAGGCUACAACCAUGGCAGAUAGUCAAAGCCAACAACAGGGACCUCUCCUACAUCCUCCUCAUUUCCCUCUUCCUCUCUUUUUUGUCCUCCUUCCUCUUCAUUGGCCAGCCAAGGAAAACAACCUGCCUUCUCCGACAAAUGGCCUUCAGCAUCAUCUUCUCAAUUGCUGUCUCUGCAGUCUUAGCAAAAACCAUCACUGUGGUUCUGGCCUUCCUGGCCACUAAGCCAGGGAACAGGGUGAGGAGAUGGCUGGGGAAGGGUCUGGCAAACUCCAUUGUCAUUUCCUGCUCCAGUGUCCAGGUUCUCAUAUGUACCAUCUGGUUGGGCAUCUCUCCCCCAUUCCCAGAAUCUGACAUGCUCUCCCAGCCUAGAGAGAUUAUCUUGCAGUGCAAUGAAGGGUCUGUUGCCAUGUUCUAUGGUGCUCUCAGCUACAUGGGCUUCCUGGCUGUCAUAUGCUUCACGGUGGCUUUCCUAGCCAGGAAGCUGCCUGGGGCCUUCAAUGAAGCCAAGCUGAUCACCUUCAGCAUGCUGGCUGCCACCAAGAUGUCCCUGAGGACUGAGUGUCUCUUGACCAGGCCUUUUGAACUCCAGGAAGACUAUUACAGGCGAGGAGAUCUCAUUGUGGGGGGACACUUACGCUUCGGCAUUGCCAUACACACAAAUCAGGUGUUUAAUUUGUCUCCCCGAGAACGGGACUUCUAUGUUUCUAAGUAA
This is a messenger RNA of Lacerta agilis (Sand lizard), 870 nucleotides long. RefSeq names its product vomeronasal type-2 receptor 26-like. Gene Ontology annotation, cellular component: membrane. The transcript is spliced from 3 exons. NCBI's taxonomy places the organism in Eukaryota, Metazoa, Chordata, Lepidosauria, Squamata, Lacertidae. Gene Ontology annotation, biological process: G protein-coupled receptor signaling pathway. The record is from RefSeq and is a predicted model, not a curated record. Gene Ontology annotation, molecular function: G protein-coupled receptor activity. Bases 1 to 870 code for a protein of 289 amino acids.